UUGCGGAACUCUGUAAUUCGCUGCAGAUGACCACUUGGGGGGAUAGAGGCUUAACUGGGCCAGUACCAGAGCGCACUGCACAAAUUAAUUUGCGCUUUAGAUGAUGCUAAGUGAUGGAACCGUGUGCUUGAUGUGUCUCUCCACUACUCAGAACAACAAGUGGAACAUGGACGUGUGGACCUGCAGCGUAAGAGAGGAGAGGGGCGACUUCACCUGAAAUACACAAAACGAAUGCUGCGUCAGUCCCUGGCUGUGCCAGGCGCACUACGGGGAUGGAUACCGGCAAUUUCCUGGCGGGGAUUUUCUUUUUUCUGCUGUCGCUCAAUGGCUUUAUCUCGUCUUCACCGGCCCCAAGCUUUUGUCCCGACCGCUGUGACUGUCAGCACCCCCACCACCUCAUGUGCACCAACCGCGGCUUGCACGCUGUUCCAAAACCUGGCACGCGGACGUCCGAGGAGGUGCUAAUCUUCAGCCUGGGGGGCAACUUCAUUAGUAACAUCUCUGCCUUCGACUUCACACGGUACAGUAACCUAGUGAGACUGAAUUUACAGUUCAAUCAACUACAAACCAUUCACCUAAAGGCAUUUGAGAAGCUCUCCAAGUUGGAAGAGCUCUACUUGGGACAUAAUCUUUUGUCAAAUAUGCCCACGGGGACGUUACAGCCCCUCAAGAAGUUAACUAUUCUCUAUGGGAAUAACAAUGACAUCAACAAAAUCACGGCGGAGCUCUUUGCCAACUUGGGCAAUCUUGUUAAAUUGCGCCUUGAUGGCAACUCGAUAGAAGUUCUGCAGGACUCCGUUUUUAAAAGUUUGCCCAGUCUACAUUAUCUCCAUCUGGAAUUCAACAAACUGCAGCACAUUCACAGGAACGCUUUCUGUCAACUCACUAACCUGCGCUUUCUAAACCUGGCGCACAACAAGCAGUCAGCCGUGCGCAAUGCUCUCACUUUUUCCCAACUCAAAGCUUUGAAAACUUUGCUGCUGUCUGACAACGAAAUUCAAUACGUAGGAAACCACGUCUUUCAAAAUCUGAAGAAGCUUUCCAAGUUGUCCCUCAGUAACAACAGAAUCUCUCGUCUGGACAGCGAAGCUCUGAAGGGGCUGUCUUGCCUCAGAGAGUUUCUGAUUGACGGCAACGAGCUAGAGGAAAUCCCAGCCGGUCUGCUUGACUCUCUAGAGAGCGUCGAGGAGCUGGACUUUAGCCGAAACCGUAUUUCCAAUGUGGACUCUUUAGCCUUUUCUCAGCUUACACAUCUGAGGGUGCUGAAGCUGAAAAACAACAUGCUUACUAGCCUGUCAGGGGACAUUUUUUCCCUCAACAACGUGCUUUACGACCUGGAUCUCCAUGGCAACAACUGGACGUGCGACUGUCGCCUUGAGGAGCUGAAAAGAUGGAUGACUGCUGCGCACUCCCAGGGCAAAUUGUUGACUGUUUUUGUGCAGUGUCAUUACCCAACAACUCUGAGGGGGAAAUAUCUGGACUAUGUGAACAGCUCCCAGCUGCAGCCCCUCGGGAACUGGACCCACUUGUGUAAGAGCCAAGCUGGUCCAGAGGAGGGCAGAGAAGGGGUGAUGUUGAAGACUGAGGUGAAAGGAAAAGGAAUGAUAAUCAAGCAGAAGGAGAGGGAUGAAGGAGGCCAGGGAGUAGAGACAGAAGGUAUACAUUUGAGACGUGGGAAUCGGGAUGGGUCUAUAAUGAGGAAAGAGGAAGCCAAAAUGCUACAACAAGGUCGGGAGGAGGCGGGAAUCCAGGGAGACCAAGGGGGUCCAGAGGUGGCAGCAUCCUCAUCUUUACAGGAGAGAAGGAAACCAAAGAAAGAGGCUGCUGGGAAACGUGCAAAGGGAAGACAAAGGUCAAAUAUAGUGACGACAACUGAUCCACCUGUAACUUCUACACCAAGUCCUGCUGGAACCCAAGACGGGAACACCACUGAUCCGAACACAGGAUUCACCACAGUCCAGUCCAGAGGAAAGUUUGAUCUUCUGAGGUCAGACCAUGAGGAGGCUCUCCCUGUAAUCACAGAUCCAUGUAUCUUCAACCGCCAUUUCAUCACAAAUGUUUCGGUGGAUGAAGUGACGUCCAGUACGGUCACCGUCUACUGGACCACAAGGGAUCAUCAUCGCUACACGCCAGGACUCGGGCCCGGCCUGGAAGAAGUCCACUAUCGGAUUCUAUUCGACAGGUUUGGCACUCCAGACCGUUUCCCCCGCUACGUUUACACCCGUGGCACGGCUCGCUCCGUAACCCUGCGAGAGCUGAGCUCAGACGUGACUUACAUGGUGUGUGUGGAAGGCGUGGUGGGUGGGUCCGUUUGUCAGGUUGCACCACGUGACCACUGCACAGGCCUGGUCACUCUCCCCGACGAGGGUGUUCUGACCUCAGACCUCCAGCUGGUGACGGUGGCCACACUGGCUGGGAACGCCGUGCUGCUGCUCGUCGUUGGCGGCGUCUGGCUCGGGCGGGGCCUGAAGAGGAGGCUGCAGAGGAGGAAGUCGGCCGUCCACGUGCGCCACAUGUACUCCACCAGGCGACCGUUCCGUCCCACCAUGGCCACCGCCUCACUGUCCGCUGACUUCACCAGCUAUCAAAGCAGUCGACCUGCACGACUAGCACCACUAGAGGAAGGGGACCUCAUCGAGUUUCCUUGUGACCGUUUCCUUGACAACAGCAGCAUUCGCAGAGACAGUGACAUGCAGAGAUUCUCUGACUAAAGCCAAUACGUUCAUAAAAUCUAUACACUUUAAAACAGGAAGAUAUUGAUAUUUUAUAGUUAGAAUCAUGUCCACCUUCCAGAUGUAUAGUUAUAUUAAAAAUGCCUACUUGUGGCUGUGGACAAACCCAAUGCACAAUCCCACCCUGAUUGUGGUGUGUUGUGAUUGUGUUGUGGUUAUUUUUUGACCACAAAAGACCUUUUUCAGUGACAAGAAAAAACAGCUGAGCUCAUCAGUGCCUUUUCAGACACCAGAGGAAGCCCAAUCCCUCUGACUUCCUCUUGCUUUCUUUGUGCCUUUCCUCUUUCAUUUCCUUGCACCUGCAAAUGUCUCUGAACAUCUUAUUUGUUUUUGAAUGCAAGUAUGUGUGUAUGAAAGAUUCAUCACUGAUUUCAACUAUGGUGCUAUAUUUGAGUUCACAGACAUCAUAUUGUCUGAUUUUUUGUUGUUGUACAGUUUGUAAUGAUGGCUGCUGGUUGGCAGGGAAAAAAAAAACACUUGUUUUGUAUCACAUCUGUAAGUCUUUUAUACUUUUCAUAAAAUGUUGCAUUACAUGAAGAAGUAAAAUCCCCAACAAUGUGA
Molecule: messenger RNA, 3293 nt
Organism: Labrus bergylta (ballan wrasse)
Lineage: Eukaryota; Metazoa; Chordata; Actinopteri; Labriformes; Labridae
Gene: tril
Product: TLR4 interactor with leucine-rich repeats
Molecular function (GO): protein binding
Source: RefSeq, a predicted model, not a curated record